Messenger RNA from Penicillium brevicompactum, 411 nucleotides. RefSeq lists its product as uncharacterized. Gene Ontology annotation, molecular function: protein binding. The coding region runs from base 1 to 411 and encodes 136 amino acids. Lineage: Eukaryota; Fungi; Ascomycota; Eurotiomycetes; Eurotiales; Aspergillaceae. The record is from RefSeq and is a predicted model, not a curated record. The transcript has a single exon.
AUGUCCAAGCAUCUCGCGAUGUCUCUUCUCUCUCUAGAACUGGAACUGGCUUUGCUCAUUUCAAGCCAUUUGAAUUCGCCAAAAGACCUUCUCAGCUUACUCCGAACUAGCCAAAAGUUCUACCAUCUCCUGACCAAUGAGCUCUACCAAAAUAAUCUCCGCUCUGAUGGUGGAUCAGCCCUUUUGUGGUACGCCAGCCGUGGGGACGAACUGGGGGUGCGGAAUAUGCUGCGUGCAGGCGCGAAUGUUAAUGUUCGAUCAUCGAAUCUAGCACAGUCGACAGCUCUUCUGGGGGCUGUCAAUAACAAGCAUAUCACCAAGUUGCUCUUGGAACACGGUGCCAUGGCAGAUGCCGUUGUGUUUGACAAGCAUGCUCCAUUACUGGAGGCUGUCCGGUCAAACGAGGAGUAA